AUGGAACGCAUAGAGUUUCCACCGGUCACAUAUGAUUGGGCUGUUCAAGCUUUCACUCAUGGAUUGAAUGAACGAAGUUUGAUAGCAUCACAUCAACUGAAGCAAAAUCUGAUCGAAUAUCCGGCUGUAUCUUGGGCAGAUGUACACAAUCGGUCAGCUUCCAUAAAUCAGAGUGACAUCAAUAGAGAUCCAAGAUCGAACAAAGAACGAUAUCAACCAUACACCUCAGACCGCAGGAACAGUGGUGUAGGACGCAAUCAUGUCCAGAACGAUCGGAGAAGCGAUCGAGGACAGAAUUCUCGGGGACUCAUGAGCAAAAAUGGUUUUGAAAAGACUGAGGAUUGCAGGCAAUUGAGAGAGGAGGUAGCCCAUUUAUUCAAUGCAGGCCAACUUCGAGUAUUCCGAUGUGAUCGAGCCAAGAAUCAUUUUAGGAAAAGGGACGCCAACAAGAAAAUUGAACAGAAAGAGCCACAACAUGUAAUUAAUAUGAUCGCCGAAGGGGUCAAUAUUCCACAAGGGGCCAUGUUAAAACGCACUAAGGUAUCAAUUACUGGGGAGAAACAGACCCGAGACUAUGUGCCAGAAGGCACCGUAUCAUUCAGUGAUAAGGAGGCAAAAGGAAUUUCUCAACCUCACAAUGAUGCUCUGGUAAUCCCUAUCUUAUUGAAUAAAGUUCAAGUUACGCGUGUUUUAGUGGAUCCAGGUAGCUUAGUAAAUAUCAUCCCAAUGAGGGUUCUGGAUAAACUCGGCCUACAAAAUCAGAUCGUGCUCGCAGCUCGGGUCUUGAACGGUUUCAAUAUGGCCAGUGAAACAACUAAAUGA
This is a messenger RNA of Nicotiana tabacum (common tobacco), 822 nucleotides long. The record is from RefSeq and is a predicted model, not a curated record. Lineage: Eukaryota; Viridiplantae; Streptophyta; Magnoliopsida; Solanales; Solanaceae.